GUCGCGCUGUAUCAGCGGAAAACGGCGAAUGGAGGGAAAUUUCAUUGUUGUUGACAGCUGCUGUUCGCGUUUCUUACGAGACAUAAGUACAACACCGAUCUUUAACAGUUUAAGUGAUCAUCCUGACAGCAGAUUUAAAUCUCAGAGAGAUGAGUGAUAAAAACUCGUAAUCUCCAGGACAGCAGCACAGAGAGAUGAGUGUUCAAUCCAGCAGAUAUCAGAUAGAGACAUUACUAAUCGAAGCCGUCAAUCAAACCGAUGCACGAUGUGUGGAGACUCUACUGUGUCAGGGUGCAAACCCUAAUGCUAUUAUUAAGGGGGGUGUAGCAGCGGUUCAUUUAGCUGCAGGUAAAGAGUCUGAGAGAGGACUGCGAUGCCUUAGACUCAUUCUGCAACACGGCGCUGAUCCCAACCUCAGGACUAGUGAGGAUCUGACACCGUUACACAUCGCUGCAUCUUGGGGUUGUUAUCAGAAUCUGCGAUUAUUGCUAAGAAACGGUGGAGACCCCAAUCUCAAAGAUCAGGAUGGCAAUAAACCGUCAGAUCUGGCAGAACAGGAGGAGAACAGUAAAUGUGCCAGCCUGCUUCAAGAGUAUGAAGCCCACACAUCACUGGAGGAGCAUGAUGCACCCAAAUUUCAAUACUCGAUUCUGUCUGGUCCAUCUAUGAGCGACAGCACAUUCAGUCUAGAAGCUUCCAGCUCUUGUUCAGAAAGCAUCUCAGUCCUGGAUCAUCCUGGAGUUGAACCAUUGAGUAGCACGCGUCUGUCCAAUAGAUUAAGCGAAAGACCUUUGAACAGAGAGACUCAAGCUUUCUGGCUCUCAGAUAUAUCCGAUCUCGAGUCACGUGACUCUCACGGUUGGAAUAAGGUCUUGCCCAUACUGUCCAGUACCUCUCUUUCUGUCUUGGACAGUAAGAGCAGUGCAGGAGCGUUGACAGCUGUAGAUUGUGACAGUAAUGAAUCUCAGAGCAGCGUAAAGCACCCUGUUCAGCGCGAAGAGAGAAAGAGCGUCAGCUUCAGAGGACGUGAUGAUUAUUUCCCAGUCUCAAGCCCAGAUCAUCAUCUGCAUCAUCUCUCUCUUGAUCAGUCCAGUGAUCUUUCAGAAUACUCGGGUUUCCUCGGAUCAGAGUGCAUGGCUACCAUCUGCCAAAAUCAAGGAAUAGAUGUCACGUAUCCUGAUGACGUGUUUGUUUUUUCCAAAGUAGCCAAUACGGUGGAGGAUGAGUUUGAAAAGACUGUUGUGGGGCCAGGUCUUCUUGAUAAGACCCAUGAUGAUGAUGAUGAUGAUGAUGAUGAAGAAGAGUUCAAGAGUACCAUUCAACCCCCUGUCAGUAGUGGAUCUAGUGAAUACAACAGCUGUGAUAGCAACCCUUACAGGAGUCCAACUGAGAGUUCAGUAAGAAGUGAAGUUUUGUCAAGUACUGAAAGCAAUGGACAUCCACCUUCAAGUGAUGUCUGUAGCCAUAAAUCAGAUCUGCCACAAGGCCUUUGUGCUAGAGAUGAAAGCCAAAACUGUGGCCGAGAGAUGUCAGGUUUAGACAGGUGUCAUAGUGAAGAAUUGCAUUCAUCUACAGCAGAGAGAGAUUCUUGUCGAGUCAGGGUUAAGAGCGCUGAAACUGACUUCAUUGCAAGUCCGUUUGUCACAGGGAGGACGCGCUCAAGACAGAGUCGAUGUUCAGAGAGAAUGAGCAUGAAUUUAGCUUCCUUUCAGUCCAACUGUUCUAUUUUCGAGCAGACGCUCCCUACCCCCACUCGCUCACAACGCAGCACCGCUAAAUCACCAUACACUCCAUACAAGUGCAGUAUCGAUGAAGAAUAUGACCAAGUAGAUGACGUUGACUCACAGAUGAGCUCAAUGAGUUUGUCAUCGAGCUUCGAUAGUCAAGCGGAUACAAGGCUUUUAUCUGACAGUAUGGCUGACACCGUCUUAAUUCCUAAAAGUGAUGCUGAUGGCCACGUGGAGAAACAUGAAACUUUUCAGACUGUUUGUCCUGAAGAAACAACUGAUGAUCAGGUGAAACUUUUGACUUCAAAAGAAGUGGAAGAAACCAGAAGAAUGGUCCAGAUGAGCUCUACUGCUUUAGGAGGUACAGAGUCUUUGGCUAAAAGUGGCUCACUUCAGGAAAGUCCAGAGAACGCAUCAAGUAUAAGCUGUGAAUCACCCAAAUCACAGAAGAAUGUGACAGGGAAUCCAGGACACGCAUCCGGAUGCACACCUAGAUACAGCCUGAGUCGACUGUCGGGCCACACGAGACGGCGGACGCUUGCAGACCUUUCUAUAAUCCCUGGACAACUGUCAUAUACAGAUGUAAGCGAGCCUGUGGAAUAUCUCUAUACUGACACUGAAGACGGCCAUGAACUCAUCGAGACUCAUGUUCCUGUAACGGCCAACACUUCCCUCUGCUCCAGCAGCACCACUAACUCUGAUGAGACGCUGCUUUACGACUGGAGAUCUCUUCAGCUUACGAGUCCGGACCGCAGCAAAAAACGCCACGGAGCCAAACAGCAGGAUGAUGUUGAAAUGAGCGGAUUAACUGACAAGGAUCUCAGAAACAAACUCAUUGAACUGGGAGAAGAUCCAGGACCCAUAAAUAGUCAAACCCGCCCAUUGUAUGUCCAGAAACUCAAGAGAUCCCUUCAGAAAUCAGUCCUUCAGAGUCCAGCAACACAUGUCAUUGCUACAGGUUACGGGCCAGAACUGGAAAAGGCUCUUGACAGGUUUGUUCUUCCCGACUGUCAGGCGGAUGAGCUGGCGCUCUGUCAACAGUUUGAUCAACCCGAUCAGAACAAGAGAUGGCGUGAGGGUGUUAUUAAAUCCAGUUUUAACUACCUGCUUCUUGACCCGCGUGUGACUAUGAAUCUACCAUAUCGAAGUCGGUCAAUGAGCCCUAAAGAGUGUUUCCAGACAUUCAUCAGUGCUGUUUUUUAUGUUGGAAAGGGCAAACGCUCAAGACCUUACAGUCACCUCUAUGAAGCUCUGGAAUAUUUCAAAGGAGAUAAGACCUCUAAGAAACUUUGUUCAAAAGUACAGCACAUCUUACAGAUCUGGAACAGUGGACAUGGUGUCAUCUCUCUGCAUUGUUUCCAGAACGUCAUCGCUGUUGAAGCUUACACACGAGAGGCCUGUAUGGUGGAUGCUAUCGGGCUGAAGAUGCUUACAAACCAGAAACGUGGAGAUUACUAUGGUGUGGUAUCAACCUGGCCUGUCCGGAAAAAACGAGAGUUAGGAGUUCAUCUGCUUUACCGCGCAAUGCAAAUCUUCUUAGCUGAAGGAGAACGACAGCUCAGACCGGCUGACAUCAGAUGAAUCCUUCAGCACCUGUACUCAAACAUAUAAAACUGCGCUCAUCACUAUUCAAAUCAACAUAUGACCAUUUGUGUUUAUAUGAAGCUACACACAUCCUUCAAUCAUGUUGUGAGUUUUAUUAUUUGACAUCGUCUUUUGGCAACAGUGGAAAUGAAAUUGAUUCUGUAAUGCAAAAAAAUUAAAGAAGAUCAUGUACAUGUAAUUGUAUUAGGACCAGAAGUAUGAAUAGUUGUUAGAAAUCCUGUAAAUAGUUUUUCAUUUUAUUAAAUGACUUCUUAAAAUGUG
This is a messenger RNA of Misgurnus anguillicaudatus (oriental weatherfish), 3593 nucleotides long. RefSeq lists its product as uncharacterized. NCBI's taxonomy places the organism in Eukaryota, Metazoa, Chordata, Actinopteri, Cypriniformes, Cobitidae. Gene Ontology annotation, biological process: resolution of meiotic recombination intermediates; double-strand break repair via homologous recombination. Gene Ontology annotation, cellular component: cytoplasm; nucleoplasm. Gene Ontology annotation, molecular function: DNA endonuclease activity; protein binding. The record is from RefSeq and is a predicted model, not a curated record.